AUGUUUGGGAAAACUUCAUUAUCUUUAGGUAAAAAAGCUGUUUAUGGACCAACUGUAGAGGAAGGAAUGCUGAUACAGGACUUGGAAGUUGAAGCGAGAAAUAUAUUAAUCGAUACAUACAAUAAUGCAGUAAAUUUAUUUGCAAAAGAAAAACCAAUUGAUGGAUUAGAUUCAUUUGGAAAGAAAAUCACUGAUUUAUAUGAUGACGUAAACAGAUCAAUCAAUCAUACGCUUUUACAUCUCGCAAAUGAAAUUGAUCACGGAAAUUCAAUGAUUAAAGAAGCCCGUGACGAAUUAGACACAUUUCAUCGUGACUACACAGACUCUCUCCAUUCUCAGACAUUCCCAUCUCCAUUUAUUUCUCGUUUCACUGAUAAUCUUCAGCAAAGAUCUAAAAAUCUUUCAGAAGCUAUCACAUCAUAUGAAACUAAAUUGCAAAACAAUGAACAAGCCGAAAGCCCAGCUGUUUUAGUUCAAGUUUUACAAGAACAAUAUAAUGCUAUAAUCAGAUGCUCGGCCAGAGUCUCGGAAAUCCAGCGCAAAUCACAAUCGUUACACGAAACCUUCAAAAGAAUUUUCCAGAACAAAGAUAGAAAGAUAUCUGAUUUACGUCUAGAUUCUGAAGAAAAUGGCAAGCAAUCAGUAGUCAAUUCUGUUCAGACAGCAUACGAUGAAUAUCUUGAAGAAAGAAGACGUCUUCUUGAAAAACGCGAUACAACAACAGACUUUUCUACAAUUUGCGCACCAGACACAAAGGCAGGUGGCUUAUUUGGUAAGAGUAAGUUUAGUUUUGGAUCAGGUAACAGUUCACUAAAUAAAGGAACUUCUGCUCUUUCCAAACCAGCUGGAACAUAA
Molecule: messenger RNA, 855 nt
Organism: Trichomonas vaginalis G3
Lineage: Eukaryota; Parabasalia; Trichomonadida; Trichomonadidae
Exons: 1
Coding region: 1-855 (284 amino acids)
Source: RefSeq, a predicted model, not a curated record